GAGUUAGGCUGCAGAUGAGCGCCUGAGUCCAAACGGUGCGGAAUCCCGCCCUUUUUCUAGAUCCUAGGUGAACUAGCAGACUUAAAUCCCAAACAUUAAGAAAUUUCUUUUCUCUCACCUAACGCCUAUCUUGCUAUUUAAUCUUUCUAAUUCGGGAGACCGAGUUUGAGUCUUUGAAGCUGUUAGUCAGGCGAUCUUCUGGGCACUCCAACUGCGGGGUCCUCACGGCUUUCUCUGCUGCCUCAGCUUUGGUCCGGAGAGGACCCGGCGCCGAAUCAGACUGACUGGCCUGGGUGUCCGGAAAACUUUGUUGGAUAGUGCUGCAUAAUAAGGCAUUUAUACAUCUCUAAGAAGCAGGUAUGAGCAGUGGCUUAGGAUUCAUCUGGACCUAGAUUUCAUUCCUAGCUCUGAUACUUACAGUGUGAUUUUAGAAAAAUGAUCCACAGUCUAUUUCUCAUUAACUGUUCCGGUGACAUAUUUCUGGAGAAGCACUGGAAGAGUGUUGUGAGCCAGUCUGUCUGUGAUUAUUUCUUUGAAGCUCAGGAGAAAGCUGCUGAUGUUGAAAAUGUGCCACCUGUCAUUUCAACACCUCACCAUUACCUCAUCAGUAUCUACCGGGACAAGCUCUUCUUUGUGUCUGUCAUACAGACUGAAGUGCCACCUCUCUUUGUAAUUGAGUUCCUGCAUCGAGUUGCUGACACUUUCCAGGACUAUUUUGGUGAGUGUUCAGAGGCUGCAAUCAAGGAUAACGUGGUCAUAGUAUAUGAGCUCUUGGAAGAAAUGUUAGACAACGGAUUUCCACUGGCUACUGAAUCUAACAUUUUGAAAGAACUGAUUAAGCCACCAACAAUUCUGCGUUCUGUUGUCAAUUCUAUUACAGGCAGUAGUAAUGUUGGGGACACACUUCCCACUGGGCAGCUGUCCAAUAUCCCAUGGCGCCGGGCAGGGGUAAAGUACACAAACAACGAAGCCUAUUUUGAUGUCGUUGAAGAAAUAGAUGCAAUUAUAGACAAAUCAGGAUCUACAGUCUUUGCAGAAAUUCAGGGGGUCAUUGAUGCUUGCAUUAAGCUAUCAGGAAUGCCCGAUCUCUCCCUAUCUUUCAUGAACCCUAGGCUUCUGGAUGAUGUCAGCUUCCAUCCCUGCAUCCGGUUCAAACGUUGGGAAUCUGAAAGAGUUUUGUCAUUUAUUCCUCCAGAUGGAAAUUUCCGACUCAUAUCCUACCGUGUCAGCUCACAAAAUCUAGUGGCAAUACCAGUGUAUGUGAAACAUAAUAUCAGCUUUAAGGAGAACAGUUCCUGUGGCAGAUUUGAUGUAACGAUUGGACCAAAGCAGAAUAUGGGCAAAACUGUUGAAGGAAUUACAGUGACAGUUCACAUGCCAAAAGUUGUGCUGAAUAUGAACCUGACACCAACACAAGGCAGCUAUACCUUUGAUCCAGUCACCAAGGUACUAACAUGGGAUGUGGGAAAAAUUACUCCACAAAAGCUCCCAAGUCUUAAGGGAUUGGUAAAUUUACAGUCAGGAGCACCUAAGCCAGAAGAGAAUCCCAGCCUCAACAUACAGUUCAAGAUUCAGCAACUUGCUAUUUCAGGCUUAAAAGUAAAUCGCUUGGACAUGUAUGGGGAGAAAUAUAAGCCAUUUAAAGGAGUCAAAUAUGUCACGAAAGCUGGAAAGUUCCAAGUGAGGACAUGAGAAGAGGCCAGAAGUAAUCAAGAUCAGUUUCUUUUCCAAGUGUCAUUACAAUUUAUUACUGUUAGAUACCAAGUGGGUGGGAAUACAUAUUCUAGUUAAAGCAUUUGUGUAGAGCUACACACCACUAACAAAGUUGCUUAGUACUCAAUGUAGGGUUCUUAAGGAGCUUUAAGCUAAGGAGACUUUUCUAAUAACUUAGCUUAUUUUCUAUCUUUUCACUUGGGAAGAUUUUGAAGGUGAUUUCUUCCACAGGGGAAGGGGGUAUCAGCUGGAUGCUGCACAUUGUGACAGUAAAGGCAGAAGGCUACAGUGAUAACCUAUCUCCUAAAACAAGUGAACUGGUUUCUAGUCCAGGAGGAGCUGUCUUAAUCUGCAACGUGACAUGUCAGGUGUAGCUACAUAUCAUAGCCUCAGAUCUUAGCCAUCCCAACUCAGUAGCUGUCCCAACAGAGGAAACUCCCCCCACGCCCCGACGUUUACAGAAACUGCCUCUUCAAGUGUUUGCCUUAUUCAGCUUUUCACUUGUGCCAUUAAGCAAGCACUGUAGCAGAAGCCACUUCCACAUGGCCCUGGCAGGGAGCACUGCUGCUCCAUGCUCCAUCCUCACUGUACUUGGUAUUGUAUUUUUUAUAAAUAAGAAUUUUUAUGUAAAGCUCAGAUUUUGAUUUACAGGGACCUUGCUGCAGUAACUAUCAUCUCAAUUUUGUGCCACUGGUUCAGCUGUUAGCACAGGAAAAAUCAUUUGUAUGAUGGGGCAAAUGCUUUAUUAAGAUAAUAAAAGGGAACACUACUUCUCCUUUUAGGAAGUUGUUGCAAGCACAAGUGUUUGCAGUUUUAAGCAAAUUAAAGUAAAGAGAAACUUAAACAAAACCUUUGCCAUCUUCCUGUUUUAUAAAGCUUAUCCAAUACCCCUUAAACCGAAGUAGUCUGCCUCCUGCCCCAGUUCAGCAAAAGGAAGAAAAUGAACCUGCCUCAAUUUUAUUAAUCUUUUUUUAUCCUUUUUGUUAUUUUUAAGGGGCUGAAUUUGCCUGCAUCCCUUGUCUUUUAGGGGAACUCUCUUAUUGCAGUAUGUAUUUACCAAGCCUGUAAUCAUAGAUUGCUUCCUGCAACUACUGUCAUAAUUCUUACUGAAGUACUUCAGUGUCUACACUGUACUAACAAAGUACCUGGAAGUAUAUUACAUUGAGGCAGAAACAAAAUCCUCAGUAACCCUGACAAUAUCAUAUCGAUCAGCAUGGUUGGAAAGUCAAUCUCAACUUCCUUGGCUUGGUCAUCCUGCCCAGUUAUUUUGCCUCAUUAAAUAUAAAGAAGUAGAGAAAGGUUGAAAGUUGAAAGUACUUGGUCUUCUUGUUUCCUGCUUGUUCUUACUAAUGCUACUAGUUUCCUUCUCCUUGUGGUUUUAUUCUCUUGUUCUUCUCGGCGUCUGACUCUUCCAUUUAAAAUGCUAAGCAUAGCCCUUGACCUCAUUCCUGUUUAUGGUGUUAAAGGCUAGUGGUUGGUGCUGGUAUUGGGAGUCCACUAUACAGUGCGUCCUUACCUGUCCAGGGCAUCCAGCCUGCUCUUUAUCUAAUAAAAAGGCUACUCUUGGCAACCAAUCCCAGGUGGGCAGCUAAAGUCACAUGUUACCAAAUAUAUAACUCCCUUUACCUCAAGUCAGUUGCCCAGCUCCCUAUCCUUUCAUCUGUAAUGUCUUAACUCUUCAGGUUUCUUACCUCAAAAUAUUCCAGUGUUCCUCCUGUACUGUCUCCUCUUGAAUCCAAGCAGAAUGUAUGCCAAGUUUCUUGCCUUUAGCAAUUUCUGUUAAGACAUCCAAGUACACUGUUUUCCUCUUAGAAUUAAAUUAUUUAUUAAAUUUAUAGAAUCCAAUAACUGCUUUCUCUAGCUCUGGCUAUACUGUCAAUAAAAAAAAAAUCAAAGCAAGAACUUGAUUUUUUUUUUUUUAAUCAGACAUUCUCAGAUGGGCAAGGCCAAACAUGAUCAGAUUUUCUUACAAAUCCUCACCUAAGAUUUGAGUACAGCUGCAAAGGCCACUUGCAGAUGCUCCUCUUCUAACCACAGUAUGCUAACAGCCACUCAUAGUUUUAAGUUUGCCUCUUCUGGCUGAAGACUGAGCGAUAACCUCCCCUACUACCACGUCCUACCAAUAUCAAAGAUCCAUAAAUACUUAAUAGUAUUAGAAUAGUUUUCAAGCAUAGAAUUCCAGCUAAUCUGAGAAUAUUCCUUUUUUAGAGUAUAUCCCAAGAACAAAUGAAGUAGAUGUAGUUGCAAUCAUUUUAUUCAGAGAGUUCAUUUGAUGGAUUCAUUAAGUGGUGCUAAAAAUAAGUUUUGGAAGAUGCUGGUCUCAUUGUCCUUAGAGACACCUGGUUUCCAAAAACAACUAUAGAGCAGCAGGAAGGCAGCACAGUGAGCACAGUGGUGGCUAGAGACUGCAGAGCUAACUCAGUAGUCUUGGACAUUCUCCUUUAACUCAAGCAGGCUGGAAUCUCCCUGUAUGACUGGAAACUGUUCUAAGUUAGCAGCAUCAAAUAGCAUCCCUUCAUGAUCUUUACCCUUUAAAAAAAAUGCCUCAGAAAAUCAGACAAAAACACUGAUGUCCCAACUCUAUUCCUAGAAUGUGCCCCUACAAUUUUGGUGCUUCCUCAAGCAAGAAAAAGGGAUAUAUCCCCAAAGCUAGCUCUGCCUCAAAGCCUAGUGGCUCUGGCAAACCUACUAUCCCAUACUAGGCUUUGGAGUGUAAAAAAAUGAGUGUGUGGUACUCCUGCAUGCUUAACAAUCUCAGCUUUUUAGGGGACACUGACUGAUAGUCUCCAAACAAAUAGCUAGAAUCUUCUAAAAUAAAGACAGACUGCUUUAAUCAGAAAGUAUUCAUGUCAUCUGGCCACUUUCUGUCCACUGUUGACCUCCAUCACAGCACCAACCACUAGUACAUAAUCCCAAACGGUCUUUUAUCACACAAAUCCUUGUUAAAUAUAUACACUACUGCAAUCCCUACUUCUGACACAACAUUUGUAUUUAAUAAAAAUCUUUAGUUAUCAGA
This is a messenger RNA of Oryctolagus cuniculus (rabbit), 4729 nucleotides long. RefSeq names its product adaptor related protein complex 3 subunit mu 1 (gene AP3M1). Gene Ontology annotation, biological process: vesicle-mediated transport; intracellular protein transport. NCBI's taxonomy places the organism in Eukaryota, Metazoa, Chordata, Mammalia, Lagomorpha, Leporidae. Gene Ontology annotation, cellular component: clathrin adaptor complex. The record is from RefSeq and is a predicted model, not a curated record.